AUGUCUUUUCCCUUUGGAGAGAUGCUAUCACAUCACGAGGAAAGCUGUGGAUGUUCAUCCUUCUUUCAACUAUUCUGCUUUGAUAGCAUAUGGAAGACGCAGAAAGUAAGCUUGUUAAAGAGUAGAACAACUGCUAAUAAAACAUUAUUGAGUGGAAAAGAAGAGAAGCAGCAUGAGUGCACGUGGACAAGUCCCCCAGAUGAUAUCAUGGAACUGAUAAUGAAGCGUUUGUGCCUCAAAGAUUGCCUUGGGUUGAGUGAAAUAUGCACCCCUUGGAGGGAUAUUGUUGCUAAUGCCAUUGCAAACAAGCAUUUCCACCGAUUUCCUGAACUGCCAUUGCUUGUCCUCUUCACCCCAUUGACAGUGCUUCGCCUCUUGACCCAUUGCCAACCAUCCCCAGUUUUCAGCUUGAGGACAAAACGUCUAUUUUAUCCCAAAAGACCACUAUUUGAGAAAAGGCAGACCGUUCGAGGCUCAGUUGAAGGAUGGAUGAUUGUGAGUGAAUAUUCUAAUGGGUUUAGUCUUAGUCUUAGUGUAACCAUUUUCUUCUUCAAUCCAGUUACUAAUGCUAAAGUCUUUGUCCCAUCAGUGUUAAAAUUUCCAUCCAACUCUCCCCUUCUAGCCGAUAAACUUUCUGACAAGUCAUGGACAACAAUUGAAGUAGAUAAGGAUACGGGGGUUCAUUUUUUGGAUGUGGAAAUUAUUGAUACGAAAUUGGGUAAAGUCUUCGCCAGCCUAGCCAAAGACGAUGCAUUAGGAGAUUUAUUCCUCAUUCACAUGUUCAUUAACGUAGCUUAUGAAACACGGCAUGUUGGUUAUUUGAACAAGGUCACCGAAUUUGUUGCCCCGCCUGAGUUGACCAGAGUUGAAGUAUUCAAGUUGAACACAAGUAAUGAAACUAAUCAGUGGAUCAAGGUUGAUAAUUUGGGGGACCGCGUUUUGUUUCGUGACGUUUUCAAGGGUAUGGUGGUGUAG
Gastrolobium bilobum is the source of this 975-nucleotide messenger RNA. RefSeq lists its product as uncharacterized. Gene Ontology annotation, molecular function: protein binding. The transcript is spliced from 4 exons. Bases 1 to 975 code for a protein of 324 amino acids. The record is from RefSeq and is a predicted model, not a curated record. Lineage: Eukaryota; Viridiplantae; Streptophyta; Magnoliopsida; Fabales; Fabaceae.